AUGUUUGGUAAAAUUACUCAUUAUGCAAUUGAUUUAGUUAUGGUGUCUAUUAUAUUAGCAUCUGUUCAUAGAAAUACAGGUUUAGUUUUUGAUGUUUCUCAUUUCAGUUCAAUUGAUGUUAGAAAUUGGUUUGGACAAUAUUUAUCAUUUGGUGAAACUUGUUAUGAUAAAUUAAUUAUUAUAUUACGUAUUUCAGGUUAUUUUAAACAAAAGAAUUUGAUUUAUGAUCAUGUUGAAAAAGAAGCUAAUAAAUUUAUAAAAGAAAAGACAGGAAGGGAUUUAAAUGAUUUUAAGAAAUAA
Messenger RNA from Insectozyma verbasci, 300 nucleotides. NCBI's taxonomy places the organism in Eukaryota, Fungi, Ascomycota, Pichiomycetes, Serinales, Debaryomycetaceae. The record is from the annotation of a GenBank genome assembly.